Messenger RNA from Cryptococcus wingfieldii CBS 7118, 624 nucleotides. RefSeq lists its product as hypothetical. The record is from RefSeq and is a predicted model, not a curated record. Bases 1 to 624 code for a protein of 207 amino acids. NCBI's taxonomy places the organism in Eukaryota, Fungi, Basidiomycota, Tremellomycetes, Tremellales, Cryptococcaceae. The transcript is spliced from 4 exons.
AUGGUCUCUCUACAGCUCGUCAUCCCUAGUGAAGCGCUGCCGUUGACGUGGUUGCGGAUUGCGGACGUUCCGAUGACAAUCAAGAAUCCGAUGCCGCUGCCGGCGCUGCCCCCACCGGUCAGCAGGAGUCUGCCAGCCUUUCCUUCUCUGGCCCUCCUCCUUCUGGCACCGGUGCCCCUCCCCCUCCCCGCCUCCGGUGCUCCCCAACAGAGGCGAGCUGACGACGCUGCUCCUGCCGGUCUCUCCUUCUCUGGACCUCCUCCUUCUGGACCUCCUCCUUCUGGAUCUGCCCCUGCCGGUCCUCCUCCCUCUGGCGCCCCAGCAGAAGCGACAGGACGUCCGUCUGGUUCCGCCCCCGCCGGCCCGCCUUCUUCUGGAUCUGCCCCCGCUGGGCCUCCUCCCUCUGGUACUCCCCAGCAGAAGCGAGCUGGUGAUGUGAACUCUGCCGCUCCCCCUCCUCCUCCUUCCGGAUCUGGAUCUGCAGAAGCGACAGAACGCGCCCUCCGGCUCUGCUCACAAGAAGAAUGGCGUCAGCCACCACUGACUUCGAGCGCGCGCAUCCGGCCAGAUACAACGACAGUACACCGCUCUACCGUGCACAAUCAGAUCACUUCAUUGCAAUAA